CCCAUUCCAACAGUUGCUCUGAAAAAUCUCAUUUUGCCUUCAUCUCACAAAAAUGGUUUCAUACUGUAUCAUUCUCUCGAUUGCCAUAUUGGGCAUUGCGGCACACCCCCAGCAGACACAACCUGGUCCUGGAGCCUGCGAGGAGUACAGGAAACAAUGCGUCGAUGGAUCCUCCCUUGCAGGUCAGGGGGCAUCUUCCGGCGUCGCCAUUUUCCCAAACAACCCCCUCCCCGUGGAGCAAGUAAAUAUGACGGCAAUUCAGCAAAUGCCUUAUUGUGAGGGAUUGUUGCAAGCAUGUGAGUCACAGAACGCCACGAUUCCUGCAGUUCCUGCGACACCCGACGUUCCAGAACCACCUGCCCCUGGGGGACAAAGUAAUGGGGGUGGAUUCCUAUCUAGUUUAAGAACAUUUUUUCACUUGUAACACUUUAUUAUAUUAAAUGAAACAUUUAGUGUAAAAACUUGGCAAUUCAUUUAA
Molecule: messenger RNA, 478 nt
Organism: Folsomia candida
Lineage: Eukaryota; Metazoa; Arthropoda; Collembola; Entomobryomorpha; Isotomidae
Exons: 2
Coding region: 53-424 (123 amino acids)
Source: RefSeq, a predicted model, not a curated record